Myotis lucifugus (little brown bat) is the source of this 1197-nucleotide messenger RNA. RefSeq names its product chromosome unknown C10orf67 homolog (gene CUNH10orf67). The record is from RefSeq and is a predicted model, not a curated record. Bases 1 to 1197 code for a protein of 398 amino acids. NCBI's taxonomy places the organism in Eukaryota, Metazoa, Chordata, Mammalia, Chiroptera, Vespertilionidae. The transcript is spliced from 11 exons.
AUGGGCCGCCUCGCCGCUCCGGGGACGCGGGUGUCUCGAGUUCGGGGCCGGGCCGCCGCGCCUCGUCUGCGCUGGAAGGUCGCUGCGCUCGCCGGCACUCUCCCAGCCCCGCAGGCACCUCUCGGCCGGGCGCUCCUCGCCCACGGGCCGGAGCUGGGCUCCGGGUCCCCGCGAGCGAAGAGGGCCACGUUGCUUGGCGAUUGUCAGAGACCUGCGGUGCUCGCUCAACUUAACAUAUCAGAUGAUUUGAAAGUUGGCUUUUUCAGCACAGACCAUGCUACUCAAACGGAUUCCAGUGAAAUUUUGCCAUUAAAUGAGCUAUGCUCAUCUACACAAAAACUAGUGAAGAUUAUUAGAUCCCUUCAGGUAGAUUUUGGGUUCCUGAAACAGUUGCUUCAGUUGAAGUUUGAGGACCGUAUUAAACAGGAGUCUGUCAAUCUCUUCGCUGUUCUACAGGACAGGAUCCUAACAGUCGAAAGACAUUAUCAACAGAAUGAAGAAUUAAUAAGAAAAUGUUGCCAUCAGCAGUUGGCAGAUGCCAUAGCUGUAGUCCGAGGAAUGUACAAGCUAUGGUACUCUCAUGGGCAAAGUCAGUUGUCCGUGGACCUGAAGCAAUUCUUUGAGGGAGAAGAAGGGAGAACUUCUAUGCAUGACAUAACUACCGACAAACUAAGUAUUUUGUUCCUAAAGCUGAAGGACCAGGAAGAAGUGAUUAAGAAAUUAAAAGAAGAAGUAGAACAUUAUGAAGAAGCUUUGGCAACAGAGGCCGACUCUGAAAAAGCUUCAGCGAAGGAACAUUUGGAGUACAAAGUGGAAAAUGCGAGACUGCUUCAAGUCGUUGCAGAACUCGAAGAAGUAGCCCAACUCAAUCUAAAAGAAAAUGCAUUUUUAGAAGAUGAAAUUAUGAAUCUGAAAGAGACGGUAGAAAAGGAUCAGAAAACCAUUCAAAGGUUAACUGAAGGUAGAGAUAAAUUAAAGGCUGAACUUAAUGCUGAAAAAGUGUUAGUUCAAGAAAUGGUUGCACCUGAUAUAUCUAUUGAGAAACAUGAAGAUGAAGAGGUGAAAAUUCAACCUGAGUAUCAUCUAAAAUACUCAGUGGACCAGGUUGAAGAGAAACAUAUUUUGGAGAAGGAAAUAGAAAUGUUAAAGAAAAGUUUAGAGAAUGAAAAAAUGUUGACAGAAAGGUACUGGAAAUAA